Saimiri boliviensis boliviensis (Bolivian squirrel monkey) is the source of this 1916-nucleotide messenger RNA. The record is from RefSeq and is a predicted model, not a curated record. Lineage: Eukaryota; Metazoa; Chordata; Mammalia; Primates; Cebidae.
AGAUGCAUUUUCAGAAGACAGUACUCCAGUAAUAUGAUAUCUACACUACAUAAUAACUGUACCUGGUAAGAAGAUUUAAUAAGUCUGAGGGUGGUGCUAAGUUUCUCAGAACAGACUCAUCUUUGCGGAUGCAAUUGCAGAACAGGAAACAGACCCAGGGAGGAUUUUUUGGCCCCCUCCAAAUCUCAUUGGCCCUCCUCACAAGCCAAGCCACAGCCACUCCUGCCACACAACCGGAUUGCUUUCAGCACUCGCAGCCGUGGACAGCUCCCUCGCCGCGCGGUCGUUUUCUCUGCAGUGAGCGGAUUUGCUCUGCCAGCAGCUGUCGGUGCCGCACUAGACACCGAGUCCUAGCCAGCGCUCACAGAAUACGCGCUCCCUCCCUCCUCCUUCUCUGGCCCCCGCCCCUCGCUCACCCCGGCCCACUCCAGAGGCGACUUUGAGGGAUUCCCUCUCGGGCGGCCUCUGCAGCAGCACAGGCUGCAACUCAUUCGCUGCACUGCAAGUAUGGAUCUCCGAGGAAGAGCGGUCCCCAGCGUCGGCAGACUUCGAGUUCUCUUGAUGCUGUUCCAUACAAUGGCUCAAAUCACGGCAGAACAAGAAGUGGAAAAUCUCUCAGGCCUUUCCACUAACCCUGAAAAAGAUAUAUUUGUGGUGCGGGAAAAUGGGACGACGUGUCUCAUGGCAGAGUUUGCAGCCAAAUUUAUUGUACCUUAUGAUGUGUGGGCCAGCAAUUACGUAGACGAAAGCCACAACACGUCCAAGGGACCUGAGGCGACUUGGAGGCUGAGCAAAGUGCAGUUUGUCUACGACUCCUCCGAGAAGACUCACUUCAAAGACGCAGUCAGUGCUGGGAAGCACACAGCCAACUCGCACCACCUUUCUGCGUUGGUCACCCCAGCUGGGAAGUCCUAUGAGUGUCAAGCUCAACAAACCAUUUCACUGGCCUCUAGUGAUCCACAGAAGACAGUCACCAUGAUCCUGUCUGCAGUCCACAUCCAGCCUUUUGACAUUAUCUCAGAUUUUGUCUUCAGUGAAGAGCAUAAAUGCCCAGUGGAUGAGCGGGAACAACUGGAAGAAACCUUGCCCCUGAUUUUGGGUCUCAUCUUGGGCCUCGUCAUUGUAGUAACACUUGCAAUUUACCACGUCCACCACAAAAUGACUGCCAACCAGGUGCAGAUCCCUCGGGACAGAUCCCAGUAUAAGCACAUGGGCUAAGGGGCCAUCAGGCAGGCACCCCACAUUCCUGUUUCCCCAACUGGAUCAGGUAGAACAACAAAAGCACUUUUCCACCUCGUACAUGGAAUACACCAACAUAGCUGCAAUCAAACAGGCCUGGGUAUCCGAGGCUUGCUUGGCUUGUGUCCAUGCUUAAACCCAGGGAUGGGGGAGACUCUUUUGGAUUUGUAGGGUGAAAUGGCAGUUAUUCUCUCUAUGCUGGGGAGGAAGGAGGGGGGUGCUCAGACAGCUUUCAUGCUCAUGGUGGCCAUGUUGCUCUCCAGAGAGCAACAGGUGCCACUUGAAGCUGUAUCUGGCCCCAAAAUUUAGGGAUUGAAAAUAUACUCUUUUGAGGAGGAAACCCUUUUAAAUUCAGAAGAACAGGGGAUGCUUUGCUCCCUUGGACACAGCUGGCUUAUCCUAUACAGUUGUCAAUGCACACAAAAUACAACCUCAUGCUCCCUGCAGCAAGACCCCUGAAAGUGAUCCAUGCUUCUGGCUGGCAUUCUGCAUGUUUAGUGAUUGUCUUGGGAAUGUUUCACUGCUACCCGCAUCCAGUGACUUCGUAGCACAAGAACACAACUAAUGUAACUAUGCAGAGUUGUUUGGACUUCUCAAUGUGCCAGGUCCAAGUCGGGGGACCUGAAGAAUCAAUCCGUGUGAGUUUGUUUUUUGAAAUGAAUUAAAACACACUAUUC